Teleopsis dalmanni is the source of this 1975-nucleotide messenger RNA. RefSeq names its product protein odd-skipped (gene odd). Gene Ontology annotation, cellular component: nucleus. Bases 291 to 1535 code for a protein of 414 amino acids. Gene Ontology annotation, molecular function: RNA polymerase II transcription regulatory region sequence-specific DNA binding; DNA-binding transcription factor activity, RNA polymerase II-specific. The transcript is spliced from 2 exons. The record is from RefSeq and is a predicted model, not a curated record. Gene Ontology annotation, biological process: regulation of transcription by RNA polymerase II; embryonic pattern specification; embryo development. Lineage: Eukaryota; Metazoa; Arthropoda; Insecta; Diptera; Diopsidae.
CAAAAAGCAAAGUUUCUCUCUCUCUCACGGUAUGAGUGUAGUAUUUUUUGAGAUUGAGUCAGUGACUGGUAUAGAGCAUAUUCCCUGGAUUCAGUGCGUGAAAAGACUUCGUGCGGAACGUGUCAAUUGAAAACGCGAGGGAGUCUAUUGGAUGUGUUCAUAUAAAUAUAUAUAAAAGAAAUUUAUAUGUAUAUAUAUAUAUAUAUAUAGAGAGAUAUUCAUAAUUUAUAACAGAUUAUAUAAACUGCAUAACGUUUGUUAUUUUAAAUAUUAACUCUUUUUUAAAAACUAUGUCAUCUGUAUUAACGCCGUCGAUGAAUAGUAGUAUUACUGUGAAUAACGAACUUACAUUGAAACAUCAAGACAUUUGUGAAGAACUUGCGCUUAUAAAGGAAGAGCGUGACGGUGAUUUAUCGCCUAUGCUUACGCCGCCUCAUACACCGACGGAAGAUCGCAUACGUUGCCUCAAAGAUAAUUGUAUACCAUAUGAGACGAAUUUUAUAAAUUUUGAAACACAGGAAUUGCAUAUUCCAAAUCAUCGUACUUUUCCUAUAAUGGAGCUACAUGAUGUGCAGCCUUCAUAUCAGCAGCAUUCUGAACAGCAUUCUCAAACACAACAACAACAACACCAACAACAACAGCAACAGCAACAGCAGCAGCAGCAGCAACAAAACCAACAACAUCAACAACAUCGAUUUUAUUUACAAAUGCAACAAAACCAUCAAACCGCAUACUGUUUAUCCUAUGGACAUGGCAGUGGCACAACAACAACAUUUCUUCCAGGUACUUCAAUGCCAACAGAUCCAGUCACCGUACACCAACAAGCAUUCCUUAUGAAUCAAUGGUUUCGUAAUGCCUCAUUCUAUCAUAGUACACCACCCGCUUUUCAAAUGCGUCACUAUACGACAAUCCAAAAUAUGCAUUCACCCAGUCGUCUUAAUAAUUGUCCCAUCAAUUCAAUGAAAUUGGCCAAUUCUUCAACUGGCAACAGACCAAAAAAACAAUUCAUCUGUAAAUAUUGUAAUAGACAUUUUACGAAAUCCUACAAUCUGCUAAUACACGAGCGGACCCAUACCAACGAACGCCCCUACUCCUGUGAGAUAUGUGGCAAGGCGUUUCGUCGUCAGGAUCACCUACGCGAUCAUCGUUAUAUACAUUCCAAAGAUAAACCAUUCAAAUGCAGUGAUUGUGGCAAAGGAUUUUGCCAAUCCCGUACACUGGCUGUACAUAAAGUGACACACUUAGAAGAGGCUCCACAUAAAUGUCCCAUAUGCAAACGUUGUUUCAAUCAAAAAAACAAUCUAAAAACCCAUCUACAAAGUCAUGAUAUGGAAGGCGCUGGACAUGAGUCCUCCGUUAAUCAUAUGGAAAGUGAUGUGCUACACCAGCAAAACACCUUAAAUACAUCUAUCAGUGAUAUUGACGAAUUCUCCACGAUGCCAGCUUUAGAUCUUUCUUCGUCAAGCCUCAAUAUAAAACUUCAGAAACCGAAGCGUACUUUAGGCUUCACGAUAGACGAGAUAAUGAGUAGAUAAAAAGCUUUAAAAAGGUUUUCAAAAGUAACUAGCUUAGUUGUAAUCUAUUUCGUACAAUUGUCACAAAAUAGAUUUACGUACACACACACACACCCACACACACACAAAUACACACACAUACAUACAUACAAUCGGGUAAUCUGCAUAUAGUUGCAAUUUGCAAAUCUAAUCGCACAUUGAAGGCUGAGCACUUAAUUAUAUAUUAUUAUUAUUAUUAUUAUUUAUAUAGAGUUUUUGUAAUAAACGUCUAAAAAGUGAGUUCUGUAAUUAAUUCCUAGAGAAAAAAAAUUGUAUAUGCAAAUAUAUAUCUUCAAAACAUACACAUUAAUAUACAUUAUAUAAACAGGCCAAAGUAUAUGUAUUCUUAAAUACAUAGAGCCGUUUUGAAUCGUCAAUAGAUAUUUAAAGUUGUCUUGUAUCUGUAAAUAGUAACCUAUCAU